GCGGGGCCCGCCGGGAGAGGCUCCCGCCCCGCGGGCAGGUGCGGCUCCGCCCGCGGGAACUACAUGUCCCGGGAUGCCGCGGGGCGCGGGCGGCGCGGGCGCGGCGGCCGUGGGGGCGUAGCGAAGAUGGCGGCGGGGGCGCUGCGCCCCGCUCCCGGCUGAGGCGCCGAGCGCUCCCUGCGCCUCAGUGCGGCGGCGGCGAUGUCGGAGCCGGAGCACCUGGGCGGGAAGCGGGCCGAGUCGGCGCGGCUGCGGCGGGCCGAGCAGCUGCGGCGCUGGAAGGGCUCCCUGACCGAGCAGGAGCCGGUGGCGGCGGGGGGCGGCCGGGGCCGGCACCGCGGCGCCGGGGGGUCCCGCGUCCGCUUCGAGGAAGGCGCCGUGUUCCUGGCCGCCUGCUCCAGCGGGGACACCGAGGAGGUGAAGCGACUGCUGGGCCGCGGCGCCCGCAUCAACACCACCAACGUGGACGGGCUGACAGCGCUGCACCAGGCCUGUAUAGAUGAGAACCUGGACAUGGUGAAGUUCCUGGUAGAAAACGGAGCCAACGUGAACCAGCAGGACAACGAGGGCUGGACCCCUCUGCACGCGGUGGCGUCCUGCGGCUAUCUGAACAUAGCAGAGUACCUGAUCAGUCAUGGAGCCAACGUGGCUGCUGUGAACAGCGAAGGCGAAGUCCCGUCUGACAUCGCGGAGGAGGCGGCCAUGAAGGACCUGCUGCUGGAGCAAGUGAAGAAACAAGGUGUAGACCUAGACCUGGCCAGAAAAGAAGAGGAACAGCAAAUGCUUCAGGAUGCCCGGCAGUGGCUGAACAGCGGGAGGAUUGAAGAUAUAAAGCAGCCUCGGACGGGCGCCACGGCUCUUCACGUUGCUGCGGCCAAGGGCUAUUCUGAAGUCAUGAGGCUCUUGAUCCAGGCUGGGUUUAAUCUGAACGUCCAGGACAAUGACGGCUGGACUCCGCUCCACGCUGCUGCCCACUGGGGGGUGAAGGAAGCUUGUUCCAUCCUGGCCGAGGCUCUGUGCGACAUGGACAUCAGGAACAAGCUGGGCCAGACACCGUUCGACGUGGCUGACGAGGGGCUGGUUGAGCAUUUGGAAAUGCUGCAGAAAAAACAGACUGUGUUGCGAAGUGAGAAGGAGACGAGGAAUAAGCUCAUUGAAGCUGACAUGAACGGCAAGCCCCAGAGCGGACUCUUCACCAACAAAGAGAAGAUUCUUUAUGAGGAAGACACGCUGAAGUCCGUGGAGAUGGAGGAAGAGAACAAGGACUCCAGCAGUUCUAGUUCUGAAGAGGAGGAGGAAGCUGAAGAAGAUGAAGUUUCAGAAUCAGAUGCUGAAAAGGAGUCAGAAAGGAAGGAAGAGCCCUUUGCCAACCACUCCAGCCAUGAAACCAGGCCUAGCGUCACUGAGCAAAUACCAGCACCCGAGCCCAACUCCUUCACCGCAUCUGCCAGAAGAUUCAGUUGGCUCAGCAAGUCGGACGAGCAGAAGGACGAGUCACCUUCGUCGUGGCGCCUGGGACUGCGCAAGACCGGCAGCCACAACAUGCUGAGUGAAGUCGCUGCUACUCGUGAGGCACAGAGGGAUAAGACUUCUUCUAUCUAUCGUUCUUCGUCAAGUCCUCGGAUAUCUGCAUUGUUAGACAACAAAGAAAAGGAUAAAGACAACAAGAGUUAUCUUGCCACAAUAGCCCCCAGAAGACUGAGCAGCACAAGCGAUAUAGAAGAAAAAGAAAACAGAGAAUCAGCCGUUAACCUCGUGCGGAGCGGCUCUUACACCCGGCAGCCCUGGAGGGAUGAAUCAAAGGGAAACGAAGCUCCCCAUUCUGGUGCACCUACUACCUAUGUCUCUACCUACUUGAAAAGUGCUUCCUUUGGUAGAAGUAGUGACCUCAGCAGUCCCUACAUUUCAGCCACUCGCAAUACAUCUCUAGCUACCUCACCCACGUCCAUGGGGUCAUCUACCUCCCUGGGCGCCCCGCGGCAACCUGGCCCUGCCUGUCCCGCAGCUCUCGGUGCCAGCACGGCUGCGUCAGCCCGCCAGUACACCAGAGCCCCUUUCAGGCAACAAACUGAUUCUGCCGUAGAGAAAAAUACAGAGGGCAUCUCUGCUAGCACCCCCCUAGGUGUAAUCACAAACCGCGCCAUACUCGGUUCCGCUAACGGUAUUGCCAAUGCCGGUGCUGCCGCCACUCCGGGAAAGGACUUGUCGGCUGAGGAAGCCCGGGAGCGCAGAAGGUCGUACCUGACGCCGGUGCGGGAUGAGGAGGCAGAGUCGCUGCGCAAGGCACGGUCCAGGCAGGCGCGGCAAACUCGCAGGUCUACGCAGGGUGUGACGCUGACAGACCUUCAGGAGGCCGAGCGAACCUUCAGCCGCUCUCGGGCAGAGCGGCAAGCGCAGGAGCAGCAAAGCGAGAAAGCAGAGAGCGCGGAGCCUGCCGAGGACAGCGCCGAGCGGCCCGACACCCGGGCGCGGUGGAGCAGGAACAGCGACGAGGAGACUGUUUAUCGACGAUUGAGGUGCCCAGUACAACCAGACAAACCCACGACACCCGUAUCUCCUUCGACAUCAGCACCUCUGCUCUAUACAAGUUCAUACCUGACUCGAACAAAUAAGUAUUUAGGUCUUGACUCUGUGAAUCCAGCAGACUUCAGAGCUGCAGCCACAGAGAUGGAGAAAAAUGAGUGUGAAGAUCAGGAUUUAGACGACAGAUCUUUGAACAAACAGUCGAUCCGAGAGAGGAGGCGGCCAAAGGAGAGGCGAAGAGGCACCGGCAUCAUUUUCUCAACAAAAGAUGAUGAUGAUGAAGUUGAUGGAAGUGAGGAAGUGAAGGAAACUCGGCAUGAAAGACUUUCCAGGUUGGAAGCAGCCACGAACCCCCCGAGCAGCGAGUCGUCGUACAGCGAGCGUGCAGCCAGCCGCGCCAGCGCCUACGCCCGCAGGGAGAACCGCCUGGCCGCGCUCAGCAGCCGCGCCGAGGACGAGAGCAACCGCGACUACAAGAAGUUAUAUGAAGGCGCCAUGGCCGAGAACCAAAAGCUGAAGACAAAACUGCAAGAAGCCCAGCUGGAGUUGGCCGACAUCAAAUCGAAGCUGGAAAAAGCAGCUCAGCAGAAACAGGAGAAAACUUCUGACCGGUCCAGCAUGUUGGAGAUGGAGAAAAGGGAGAAGCGAGCCCUGGAGCGGAAACUCUCAGAGAUGGAGGAGGAGAUGAAGAAUCUCCACCAGCUCAAACAGAUUCACACUCUGAGGCAGAUGAAUGAGCAACUCCUGGCUGAAAACAGGGCUCUGACCCGGGUCGUAGCCAGACUUUCUCUGCCUGCCAAACCCUCCGAAUCCGAGGAGCUGUAGCUGCUUUCCCUCCGGCUCAUCUCGCCUCCCUCUUCCACUCUUCCAGAUUUUGACAGAGCUGAAGUCGGACAACCAAAGGCUGAAGGACGAGAACGGAGCCCUCAUUCGUGUCAUCAGCAAACUCUCCAAAUAGGAAUCCUGAAGAUGAAGAGGGUGCCCCACACCAGCUGCCAGCCCACCACCGAGCCCUCCCCUCCUGCCCUCUGUACAGCAAACGUUUCAGCCCUGGGAUCAAUCGUCACGCCAGCCCUGCCCUUUGCUGUACAUUCCCCUUCCGCCCUCAUUUCCCCCACAACACACACCCCUGCCACUUUCUUAUUUUUAAUUUAAGCAUGUUGUGGUAUCUCGGACAGUUUAUUCAAGGGAGAAGAGAAAUGUGAGGACUGGGUUUGAGCUGCCAAAACUUCUUCUGGAAGCCCAGUAUUUGGUGUUGGACUCCGAUCUGGAUCAGGUGGCUCCUGCUUUAAAAAGUGACGCCUAAAGAACAAAGCCGGCACAUCCGAGCCCUUUCCAGGUGGGAGAUGUGACCGUGGGCUGAGACUCUGAGGAUGCACAUCAGCCCACCCGCGAUGUGGGACUCUGGUGACACUGUGAUGCUGUGAAAGCCGCCGGGGCCGAUUUCUGUAACAGGCUGACGGCAGCUGCUUCGCAUAGACCUUCUCCUUUUGCCCCAACAGACCGAGUCUUUUAUUUAAUAUAAAUGUCAAACCUGUUCAGUAACAUCAGCGCUGACUCUUGGCGUCAGACCCUAUGUUAGGGAACACUAAGGCAGAACGUUCCCUGCCACCCCCUGUCCCUGCCUUGCCCGGGUGAUCUGCUGUCCCCGUGUCCUCCCAGAGCUCCCGUCUCCGUUAGCAGCAUCUGCUAAUUGCUCCUUGAGGCAGGAGGGAUCACAGAGACUCACCAAGCGUUCUGAAGGACAAACCUGAACCCCUAGAGAGCCUCUGCUGCUUUCACAUUCAUGUGAGCGUGAAUCACCGUGCAGGGAGCUGUGUCCCCUCAGAAACCAACCUCCCCGUCCCCACAGCUGCUGGGGCCAUCGCCUGCUGUUCCUGCACAGCCUGCACAGGCGGCUGCUCCGGGAUUUCGGGUGCCUCGUGCUGAGUGGGGUUUGUAGAGGGGGGAGCACCGGAGUCCCAUCCCAGCCGCCCGGCUGGUGCAGCGAGUGGUGCUGGUGGGUGCUGGGCAGAGGAGCACAAAGCAGCGGUCGCAUCUCCUGGAGAGGUGUGGGUGUGCUGGUGGCAGGGGGACAGGAGCUCCCCUUGGGCCUGCUGGUAGCUGCAUCGCUAGGAUGGAAGUCUUUUCAUCUGUCAGAAGCUUGCAAUAAGCCUUGGCCUUGAAGGAAACCUCAAAAACAAGAGAAAAAAACCUCUUUAAUCUUAUGCGUACUCAGAACAGUUUGAAAUCAUUCUCUCUAUGGGCAUUUAGGCAGUGGCUCCUCUACGUGCUGUGGGAUUUUGAUGAGGGCAGCUGUGACCGUCAGAUCUGCUGAGCUUCCCCUUAACACCUUCCCUCUCGGAGGCUUUUGCUGGACCCAGAUCACUCCCAUCCGCAUCCUCCCACGUCUGUCCUUGCGGUUCCUUUGUCCGGCUCUGGCGCAGUCACGGCCUCGGUCCCUGGAUGUGGAAGGAGCCAUGAGGACGUUCUCCCGAUGUCCCAGGCACCUGUGCUGACCGUGGGCUCCUGCCAGCCCACUGGCAUUCUUUCUGCUGUGAGAGAUGAGAUACUUGAGCAUAAUCCUUGAGCUUGCUCAACAGGGUGGAAUUUAUCUCUUAUCAGCCAGUGCUGGGCUUUUUGGAACCUUUUGCUGGUUAUUGCUUCAGAAAGCAUCUUUAUUUUCCUCUCCCUUGCACUUUUCUCUUGUUUUGUUUUUCUAAUUCUCCGUAUUUUGCCCUUGCCCUCCCCGUCCCGCCUGUUUCCACCUCUCCAACUCUCCUUAGAGCUGCUGGUUUUUCCCCAGGCAGCUCUGGGCGGAGGUUCCUUCUCUCCACCCAUCGGGGUGACGGGACGCGGCACAAGAUGCUGCAUCUCCUGGUACCUCAAGGCCCUUCCCGCGCUGCUGCGCUUUGGGGACGAGGAGACCCAAGCUGGGAACGGCAUCGGGGUUUCCGCAGAGCGCUGCCUAAGCCAGGCGUCCUUCUAUUUCUUUAUUUUAACCCCGCUAUAUUUAACAGCUCGAAGCCUUGAGAUCCAGCCAGUGCUUCCUCCGCACGCCGUUCCCACUCGGUGCACUCUUUCCGUGAGUACUUCUUGAUGUUUUUCUCUUGGUGACCCGCUCCUCGCUCCCACGUGGGUUCUCUCAGCUCCGAACCGAGUCUGGUCCUGUCUGUGCCACAUGGAGGGGACACAGCCGCGGGGCUGGUGGCCGGUGGGCGCUGCCGUCCCAACACACGGCUCGGGUUGCGCAUCCCAGCGGGACAAGGGAUGAGAUUUCAGAUGAACGAUCCUGUUCUUCUCACAACGCAGGUUCCCAGCAGCGGGAAGACGCCUGGUCACUGUUUUAGGGAUGGGGUUCGACCCCAUCUGACAAAUCCAGUUUGCACUGAACGUUUUGCCCCUUCCUACCAGGACACUCGUUGCGUUUUAUCCCAAGGAACAGUAUGCAAAGCGUGCGGGAGGCUGAACUCCUCCGCGUGGCACCUCGCAAAGCCAAACCACUUUAGACGAAGUGUCUGCCGAGCACUGGAUUAUCCCCCGAGCCCUGACCAGGGUGCAGAACCCACCGACGGUUUAUUCUCACUGAGUAGCCAAAGCUGUGAGUAUUUCCUGAUGACGACGCGGUCGCGAACCAAAUCCUUGCGAAUGAAUUCGUUUGGUCUCACCCAACGCCGGACACAAGGGGCGCGCUGGGGUGACGGAUAGGACGCCUUGCGCCCGGGACGGAGCGCAAAGCCAGCGGUUUUGAAAACCGAUCCCUAUUUAAACCAGAGCGUUUGCCAGACGUGGUCUCCACUGGAGAACACAAGCUAUUUGGGUUUUUUUAUAGCAAUUGCUUGGGGUGAAUUCAUUUUUAUCGCUUGGGGUGAACCCGCCUAUUGUGGCUGCGAGUUUGAUGAUGGCUCUUUGUAAAUAAAGUCCUUGGAGAAGCAGGACUGGCUUACGAGAUGGGGAGAGAAUGUAUUUUUAUGCAACUUUUGAGUGGCCUUUCAAACCCUGAGAUGAAUGAUUUGUUUUACUGGUUGUUGUUAUAUAUAGUAUUAUAAGUAUUAUGUGUUUGAAAGUUUGGGAAUAAUAUUCACAUCUAUGAUGCUUGUAAACACAACAGUAUUUAUAAAUGAAUAAAAUAAGAGUUGAUAAAAUAGAA
Columba livia (rock pigeon) is the source of this 6652-nucleotide messenger RNA. It is a transcript of the gene PPP1R12B, whose product is annotated as protein phosphatase 1 regulatory subunit 12B. Gene Ontology annotation, cellular component: Z disc; cytoplasm; A band. Gene Ontology annotation, molecular function: enzyme inhibitor activity; phosphatase regulator activity; protein kinase binding. Gene Ontology annotation, biological process: signal transduction. The transcript has 26 exons. Lineage: Eukaryota; Metazoa; Chordata; Aves; Columbiformes; Columbidae. The coding region runs from base 202 to 3348 and encodes 1048 amino acids. The record is from RefSeq and is a predicted model, not a curated record.